UAUUGCAAACUUGUAAAUGAAUCUCCAGUUGCUAGGAAUCUCAGAGUAAGAGCUAAUCUUUCGGACAAUUUCGUCGUACUUCGCAUGGAUAACAACAUACCGAAUUGACUACGUGAACCGUCACCUUACAUUUGAAUAAAACAGAAAUCAUAAUUUUGUCGUUGCUUUUCAAAAAUUAAUGUCAUAAGUUACAAGUUAUACCUGUAAAUAUUAGAUAAUAUGGACGAAUUAUUGGAAGUAUUGGCCUUAGGAAAUUUUAAUGCAAAUGACAUGGAAGAUGCAAUUUUAUACCAGUUAAUUAAUCAUGAAGAGAACAAUAACAACGGAGUGGUAUUUAAUCUCGAAGAAUGGUCCGAUGAUGAGGCAAAAGUACAUUUUCGUUUUACAAAAAAUGACAUUAGGCGAUUGGUACAAAUACUAGGGCUUCCUAAUGAAAUAAGAACCUAUACACGAAACAGGAUAAGCAGUAAGUUGCAUACUAAAAGUGUGUUUCAAGUAGACAAAUGUUUUGUUUGUAUAGGUGAAACGGCAUUAUGCAUAAUGUUAAAGCGACUGACAUACCCGAACAGGUUAAAAGAUCUUACAGUGAUGUUUGGUUUAUCACCACAGUCACCUUCGCAAAUUAUUAAUCAUAUGUUAAGUCAUCUUGUUGCGGAGUAUGGUCAUUUAUUGGACAAUCUUCAAAAUAACAGAUGGCUAGAUGAAGGAAGAUUGCAGUAUUAUGCACACGCAGUGCAGACAAAAGGUGGUGCAAUACCAAACUGCUGGGGAUUUAUAGAUGGGACAACACGAUCGAUUUGUAGACCGACACUAGACCAAGAGCAGUAUUAUUCUGGUCACAAAAGAUACCAUUGCUUAAAGUACCAAUCGGUUCUGUGUCCAGAUGGAAUAAUUGUAAGCCUUAAAGGUGGAUACCCAGGAAGAAGGCAUGAUGCAGGAAUUUUUCGAGAUUCAAAUCUUUACGACGAGCUUGAGAGGGUGGCACGUUUAGAAAAUGGAGACGUUUAUGUGUUAUAUGGCGAUCAAGCAUAUGGGAUAAUGGAGUUGUUAUUGUGUCCAUAUCCAACGCGACCUAAUAUGCCCCUCCAUCAGCAGGAAUUUAACAACUCAAUGAAACUGCUCAGGAUUGCCAUUUAA
Molecule: messenger RNA, 1137 nt
Organism: Photinus pyralis (common eastern firefly)
Lineage: Eukaryota; Metazoa; Arthropoda; Insecta; Coleoptera; Lampyridae
Exons: 3
Coding region: 220-1137 (305 amino acids)
Source: RefSeq, a predicted model, not a curated record